Molecule: messenger RNA, 429 nt
Organism: Dioszegia hungarica
Lineage: Eukaryota; Fungi; Basidiomycota; Tremellomycetes; Tremellales; Bulleribasidiaceae
Product: putative structural constituent of ribosome
Exons: 5
Coding region: 1-429 (142 amino acids)
Biological process (GO): cytoplasmic translation; ribosomal large subunit biogenesis
Cellular component (GO): cytosolic large ribosomal subunit; ribosome
Molecular function (GO): RNA binding; structural constituent of ribosome
Source: RefSeq, a predicted model, not a curated record
AUGGCUUCUUCUACUGGUCUCGCUUCCGACCGCCGCAAGUCGCGCAAGGCGCACUUCGCUGCUCCUUCCGGCCUCAAGCGGAAGAUCAUGUCUUCGUCCCUCAGCAAGGACCUGCGGGGGAAGCACUCCGCUCGCUCCAUGCCUAUCCGCAAAGACGACGAGGUUCUCAUUGUCCGGGGCAAGUACAAGGGCCGGGAGGGCAAGGUCACCCAGGUCUACAGGAAGAAGUGGGUCAUCCACGUUGAGCGCGUGCACGUCGAGAAGUCGAACGCCGCCACUGUCCCCAUCGGUAUCCACCCUUCCAACGUCGUCAUCACCUCCCUCAAACUCGACAAAGACCGUAAAGCCAUCCUCGAGCGCAAGGGGUCCAAGUCAGCAGGCAAGAAGGAGGACAAGACCGAGGGCGGUGACGUCGAGAUGGUCGAAUAG